Molecule: messenger RNA, 609 nt
Organism: Passer montanus (Eurasian tree sparrow)
Lineage: Eukaryota; Metazoa; Chordata; Aves; Passeriformes; Passeridae
Product: class I histocompatibility antigen, F10 alpha chain-like
Exons: 2
Coding region: 16-609 (197 amino acids)
Biological process (GO): immune response
Cellular component (GO): external side of plasma membrane
Source: RefSeq, a predicted model, not a curated record
CUCCAAGGGGCUGGAAUGAGGCCCUGUGGGUGUCCAUCAGACUCUGGGCUUCCAUGGGGCUGGAAUGGGGCUCUGUGGGGCUGGGACACAAUUCCAUGGGUCUCUGUGGGUAUAAUCCCCCCAGGUCUCCACACGAGGUUGCGAGUUUAUGCCUGUGACCUCCUGUCCGAUGGGAGCGUCCGUGGAUUCAGUCAGGAUGGCUACGACGGGCGGGAUUUCAUCUCCUUUGACCUGGAAUCCGGGAGAUUCGUGGCAGCCGACAGUGGUGCUGAGAUCACCAGGAGACACUGGGACGGGACCGUGGCUGAGGCACGGACGAAUUACCUGAAGCACACCUGCCCAGAAUGGCUCCAGAAAUAUGUCAGAUGCGGGCAGAGGGAGCUGGAGCGCAAAGAGCCCCCUGAUGUCCAUGUGUCUGGAAAAGAGGAACACGGGACGCUGAUCCUGUCCUGCCACGCGUACGGAUUCUACCCCAGCACCAUCGCAGUCAGCUGGAUGAAGGGGGAUGAUACCUUGGAUCAGGGGCCGGAGUGGGGCGGGAUCGUUCCCAACAGCGACGGCACCUUCCACACCUGGGCCUGUCCGGAAAAGAGGAACACGGGACGCUGA